AGACAGUGAGAGUAAUAAAGCUUGUUGGGAUUUACCUGGGUAUACUGGGCAUAAACUGGACUUUAUUUUAAUUUGGAACCACAUUGUAGGCUUCUUCUAGGCUUCUUCUCCCCCGUGUCCCACCAGCCAGGUAUCAAAAAUGAGCUUGUCCAUGCCUGUUGCCUUAUCCUGCAUCUUAAUGCUGCCAACUCUUCUGCAGGCAGUAUCUCUCACAAAGCUCCCCGAUAAAGCUGAAGUAUCUGGUUCAUCUGGAAACGCAGUAAGCAUUGAUGCUGCCCAAGCCCACAACUUCCUUACCCACUCACGGCCCCGGCGCGAGGCUGACCCCAAAUGGUACCGAAAAGACCCUGACUUCCAGUCUUACUACCGUUACUACAGCAGCAUUGGGCACAUGGAGGGGCUGUACGAGGUUGACAAAAUCAGAAUUCUCUACCAGCAAAUGCGCCACCUAGAGAACACCUACGGUCCAGAUGCCUCCAAAUACCAGACCAUUCUUGGGCUGCAUCUUCCAAAAAACACGCCCCCACCCCCAACAACCAAGCCCACACCACCACCCACCACCCCACCCCCAGCCCUGCCACCACUCUCACAGUCUGAUGUCACCUACCUUUGCAACCCCAAAGACCCACUCUGUAAGCCUAGAAUAGUGUACCUGCCCACAGGGGCCGUCCCUGUUCUCUGUGAUCCACGGUACAACCCAGCAUGUAAACUAACUGCAGCUAAAGAGCCCCCUCCUGCCCCUGCGGAGCCAGCUGCCCCUGCACCCCCACCUGCUAAAAAGUCUAAUGUCCCCCCAGCCCCACCUCCACUCGUGUUUAAAGAAAUGGAGUAUGACUGUGAUCCCUACUGGGAUCCAGACUGCUUAAUUGACAACCCACCAAGGCCUGUAAAAGUUAAAGGCCCUGUGUUAGCAAUGCCCCCGAAAACACCGGCUGCUCAGAAGGAGGGAAAAGUGGAGGAAGAAGAAGAGGAAGAAGAGGCCAGUAAAGAGGAAAGUAAGGGCACCGCGGUGGGGCCCAAUCUGUACUACGAUCCCUAUGAUUACCGAAGAGAUCUCUACGAUCCAUACCAUUACGCUAAUCCACCGGCAAAUCCCCAGUAGCAUUUUAACAUUACCAAGAGAGUUGUUUUUUGUACGUUAAUUUCCAGACAACAAAAGCCACAAAUUGUUUAAAAACACUGUUUUUACAUUAUAUGAGCAUUUUAUUAUGUAUAGACCAAAAGGUUCUUACCAUUUUGAAGAAAAAAAAACACUAUAAAUAAACAAUAAAAGUCGUAUGCCUCUCA
Molecule: messenger RNA, 1287 nt
Organism: Astyanax mexicanus (Mexican tetra)
Lineage: Eukaryota; Metazoa; Chordata; Actinopteri; Characiformes; Acestrorhamphidae
Gene: and3
Product: actinodin3
Exons: 5
Coding region: 140-1102 (320 amino acids)
Source: RefSeq, a predicted model, not a curated record